Xiphias gladius (swordfish) is the source of this 1696-nucleotide messenger RNA. Its product is annotated as transmembrane protein 109-like. Gene Ontology annotation, biological process: cellular response to gamma radiation; intrinsic apoptotic signaling pathway in response to DNA damage by p53 class mediator. The record is from RefSeq and is a predicted model, not a curated record. NCBI's taxonomy places the organism in Eukaryota, Metazoa, Chordata, Actinopteri, Istiophoriformes, Xiphiidae. The transcript has 3 exons. Bases 855 to 1559 code for a protein of 234 amino acids.
UCCUCUAUGUUUUCGCACACUGGAAACAGUCAUUAGGGACGCUAGAAAGAAAGGAGUGCCAUACGGGAACGGCGACAAGGGAGAGGUUUUUUUUUUCUUUCUUUCUUUUUUUUUUUUUUUUUUAAGGUUGUGCAACAUAAUCCAUCGCAGCAGUGCUAUUGAUGCAAGCUCUAAGACAAAGGAACACCAAACUUGCCCGGUGUGGAGCUCAGAGCAGAAAUAAGAGGCUUUAGGAGACUCGUGGUCCAGCUCAACUUCACCGCGUUUUUACCGUUUUCUUUUACGCGUAAAGCUGCAAGAGCAACACUUUGAGACAUUUCCGCAAGGUAUCCUUUUUAUUAAUAACUUUCCGCUGCGUGUAGACAAAUCAUCGGAUAUUUCGCCCACCGCGCGUUCUGAGCCUUUAAGGGAUUCUUACCAAAUAUAGCCACUGUAAACUGCUGGAGUGUCCUUGACGAAGCUGCGCGGUCCUAGGUUUAAUAUUUGCAGCGCUGCCAAAGUUUAUAAUUAAAUGCUCUGAUCAUCUUGGGUCAUCGGGCCUGACCGACACAUUUGGUCUGAUUAGCAAAUUGGACACACUGAAUUUGAAUCAGUUGGUGUGUUGUUGUUAUUAUAGAAGAUUUCGCGGUUCCUCUUAUAUCUUUCUUCCUAUUGUGAACUGCAGCAUGUUGAUUUAAAAACGCUCAGCAACCUGAGAUCGCUCCCACCAGAAGCCAUUUUUAAGUCUUUGAUUUACCAUCCUGCCUGAGUCACUGAACACAGGCUGCUCAGCCUGUUCUGGACUGCAGCCUUAACCUGAGCACAUACAUUUAAGCACAUUUCCCCCCCUCUCUAUUGUUUUCAAAUCUCCCGCAAUGACUUUUUGUGCGUCUUGCUCUGGGCGCGGUGGAUGUGCCACGACUCGGUUUUUCCUCACCAUCUGUGUCUUGGCGCUGGGCUCGGCGGUGGGCUCGGCUGGAGCUGAAGCCCAGCAGGCCAAGCCGACCGGGGAGAGCCCACCGGCGGUCACCCUCCGCACUCUGCUUAGGGGAGCCUGCCAGGAGAUCCAGCAGUACGCGGAGUCCGUGGUGGGAACCGGUGUGCUGCGGUCAGCUGCUGAGUUUUUCGAGAUGGUGAUCCGGUUCCUGGCCGAAGGAGCUGCCAGCGGCCUGAACGUCAUUGCCGUGUACGUCGCAGAGAUCCUCAGGGUCACGGGAUUCGACGUUGCGCUGACGUUGCCCCGAUUCACUCCGGAGGGUGUGACCGCCGUCGCCCAGUGGGGUCUGGUGGCUCUCAUUGGCUACUGGGCGCUGACCAUCGUGCUCCGUGUGCUGAUCGCGGUGGUGAGGCGGGUGUUCUGGGUGGUGAAAACCGUCUUGGCGCUUUGGCUCUUCGGACUGAUGGUGACCGACAAGACCGCCGACGCAGAGACCACGGCGGUUCGACUGGCCAUCCUGGUGCUGGUUUGCGUCCUGGUGACUCUGCUCACAUCUGCCUCUGAAAAGUCGUGUGCAGUGGAACACCGGCUGAGCUGCCUGGAGGCCCGGCUGAAGGCAGCAGAGAAGAGGAAAGGGGAAUAGCGAUGGGAGUGGGUUGAGAGGAGUAAAGAUGGACAAAGGUGAUGGUAAUGUCGAUUAAGAAAAUAGUAAUUUUGAUGGUUUCUAUAUGUGUGGCAAACUAUUAUGGCAAAUAAAGUAAUCUCUGGGAUUUUAAAUCA